Halichondria panicea is the source of this 1292-nucleotide messenger RNA. RefSeq lists its product as uncharacterized. The transcript has a single exon. NCBI's taxonomy places the organism in Eukaryota, Metazoa, Porifera, Demospongiae, Suberitida, Halichondriidae. The coding region runs from base 50 to 1201 and encodes 383 amino acids. The record is from RefSeq and is a predicted model, not a curated record.
ACUUCACUUCUUUUCUAUGAAGUCGAAGGCCGGUGAAAGAGGCUAAUCAAUGUCAAGCUGUUGGCAGCCAAAGGAUGACUUUUGGUUCAAUGUAACCUUCAUUUACCAUAAAGAGACUAUUACCCACAGCUCCGUGUAUCUUACUGGUGACUUUAACGGCUGGAGCUGCUCUCAACAUCUCAUGGUGGCCUGCUCCGAAGGCUACACUGUCACCCUCUCACUCUGCACUGGUUUCUACCACUACAAGUUUUUUUCCGAUGAUGCUUGGUUCCAUGAUGACCACAAUCCUCAUAGAGGAGGUGAGCGUGGGAACUCUGUCAUGUUUGUACACAUGGACCCCACUGUCUAUGGCCUCCGCCCCCAAUCCCCCCCUCACAGAGACUACCAUCGGCCGGAAACCCCCAGAAACCACUUCCACACACUCUCACCCUCACUAACAGCUGACAUUGCUGCACAUGGCAUUCUACAACGUCUUGUUUUUGUCUACCUCCCUCCAUCCUAUUCUAGUGACCCGACACGUCGCUAUCCUGUAGUCUAUGCUAACGAUGGACAGAACUUGUUUUCCACCCCCGAGCACUGUGGGGGGCCGUGUAUGGGGGGGUGGGCAAUGGAUGCUCACUGUGACCACCACUGGACACAAGGAACGCUCCCAGAAUUUAUACUAGUGGCAGUCCCAAACUCUGACUUUGUAUGCAUAGGGAAUCGGACUAAAGAGUAUUGUACUGCUGACUUCCAGGACACAUCGCAAGAUCCAUAUAUUUGCUACCUAGUGGAGGUUGUAAAGAGAGACAUUGAUGCCACGUAUCGAACUCUACCUGAUCCUUGUCACACUGUUGCCAUGGGAUCGUCUAACGGUGGACUAUGUGCGUUUGUGUGUGCAGUGAACCACUCUCAAGUGUUUGGAGGAGCCGUGUGUAUGUCCCCUUCAUUCUGGCAUGUGGACAGAGAUAACCAUGCAGCCUACAGUCUGGUCCAGUCUCGCCCCCAGCCACCCUCUAGGCUGUACAUAGACUCAGGAGAUGGUCUCGGAGAUAAUCGAUACGAUGUCAAGAUGAUGUCUGACACACUGACUCGAUGUGGAUGGAAACACAAGUACUUGCUGGACGAGUGUGCAUCCAGGAUGCCCCAUGGAAUGACCCACUUGGAGACUGCAUGGGGGGCCAGGGUGUUAGAUGCACUCAAAUAUGUACUGGAUAGCUAACCUGUGUGCAUUCUCGAUGUUGUGUUAAAUUCAAUUAAUUUGUCCAUAUCAUUGUACACAAUAAAAAAUAUCACAAUUUGGUCGGAACCUA